AUGGCUGCUGCAUUGACAGCUCUUUCGUCCAGAUGGACUCAGCUGCUUCUGCUGGUGGCAGCUCUAUGCUUGCUGUUCUCUCCAGCUGUGUCUGUGAAGCACGAGAACUUCAAAACCUGUGAUCAGUCAGGCUUCUGUAAACGCAACAGAGCCUACGCCGACUCGGCCGCCUCUUUAUCCUCCUCGUGGACCAGCCCUUACGUUCUCGACUCCGCAUCUAUCACCUUCUCCAAGGGCCAGUUGUCGGGCACUAUCCUCAAGACCAUUGCAACCUCCGACCAAGCCAUCCGUCUGCCAGUCACCAUCUCCUUUUUCGAGUCUGGUACCGCCAGGAUUACUGUUGAUGAAGAGAAGCGUCAGAAGGGAGAUAUUGAGCUUCGUCAUGGCUCGAAGGCUCGUAAAGAGCGUUACAACGAGGCUGAGAAGUGGGCUAUCGUUGGUGGAACUAAGCUCAGCUCUGGUGCUGCAACUGCUAAGGAUGCUGAAGCUGGUACCACCAAGAUCUCGUAUGGUCCUGGAAGCAAGUUUGAGGCCAUCGUCACUCACUCUCCCUUCGGCAUUGAAUUUAAGAGAGACGGUGAGACACACAUCAAGCUAAACGACAGAGGAUUGAUGAACGUCGAGCACUGGCGUCCCAAAGUCGACAAACCACAAGAAGAGAAGAAGGAGGGCGAGGCUGAAGGCGACGACGUGAACAAGGAGGUAACUGAAGACGAGAGCACAUGGUGGGACGAGGCCUUUGGCGGAAACACCGACUCCAAACCCCGAGGUCCUGAAAGUGUAGCCCUUGACGUUACAUUCCCUGGCUACGAGCAUGUCUUUGGUGUCCCUGAGCACACUGGCCCCCUCUCCCUAAGACAAACUCGGGGCGGCGAAGGCAACUUCAACGACCCUUACCGUCUUUACAACGCCGAUGUUUUCGAAUACGAGAUGAACAGUCCUAUGACUCUUUACGGAGCAAUUCCCUUCAUGCAAGCUCACAAGAAAGACUCGACCGUUGGUGUUUUCUGGCUCAACGCUGCAGAGACUUGGAUCGACAUUGUCAAGUCCAAGUCGAGUGCCAACCCUCUCAGUCUCGGAAUUGGGUCUCAUACUGACACGCAGACUCACUGGUUUUCCGAGUCUGGCCUGCUUGAUGUCUUUGUCUUCCUUGGUUCUACACCCAAGGACGUCAUCUCGUCCUUCUCUGAAUUGACCGGCUACACCCAGCUGCCUCAGCAAUUUGCCAUUGCCCACCAUCAAUGUCGUUGGAACUACGUUACUGAUGAAGAUGUCAAGGACGUCGAUCGCAAGUUUGAUAAAGCUCAAAUCCCUUACGACGUCAUCUGGCUCGACAUUGAAUACACUGAUGGCAAGAAGUAUUUCACCUGGGACCCUCUGACCUUCCCUAACCCGCUUGAAAUGCAAAAGCAACUUGAUGAUCAUGAGAGAAAGCUUGUUGCUAUUAUCGAUCCUCAUAUCAAGAACGAGGGCGGUUACUCUGUCGUCGACGAGCUCAAGUCCAAGGAUCUUGCAACCCACAACAAAGAUGGUAACAUCUACGAAGGUUGGUGCUGGCCUGGCUCUUCUUACUGGGUUGAUUGCUUCUCUCCUGCUGCCCGUAAGUGGUGGGCACAGUUGUUCCAGUAUGCAAAGUUCAAGGGUUCUGCUCAUAACCUUUGGUUGUGGAAUGACAUGAACGAGCCGUCGGUUUUCAACGGCCCAGAGACCACAAUGCCUAAGGACAACUUGCACCAUGGCAACUGGGAGCACAGAGAUGUUCACAAUCUUAACGGCCUUACACUUGUCAACGCAACUUUUGAAGGUCUGGUUGCACGCAACAAGGAAGAAGAGAAGGCUGGAGGAGUGAGACCAUUCGUCUUGACUCGCUCGUUCUAUGCAGGCUCGCAACGCAUGGGAGCCAUGUGGACUGGCGACAACCAAGCAAACUGGGAACACUUGGAGGCAUCUCUUCCCAUGAUCCUGUCUCUGGGUGUCUCCGGUUUCCCCUUCGCCGGCGCUGACGUUGGUGGUUUCUUUGGAAACCCUCCCCGAGAGCUGCUUACCCGCUGGUACCAGGCCGGAGCUUUCUACCCAUUCUUCCGUGCCCAUGCUCACAUCGAUACUCGCCGCCGGGAACCUUAUCUUCUGCCCGACCUCGAGAAAGGCAUCGUCACACAAGCUUUGAGACUUCGUUACGCCCUACUUCCUGCAUGGUACACUGCUUUCCACACAGCAAGCAAGACGGGCGCGCCGAUUGUGCAGCCAAUGUACUAUGCACACCCAGGAGACGAGAAGGGCUUUGCCAUCGAUGACCAGAUGUAUCUUGGAUCGACUGGCCUGCUGGUCAAGCCUGUCACAAAGGAAGGCGCAACCAGUGUCGACAUUUAUCUGCCAGACGGCGAGAAGUACUUUGACUACUCAGACUACACAAGUUACAGCGGUCCUGGCCAUGUCAAGGUAGAGGCACCUCUGGAGAAGAUACCACUUCUCAUGAGAGGUGGUCAUAUUAUUCCUAGACGUGAUCGCCCGAGAAGAUCUAGUGGGCUGAUGAAGUUUGACCCUUUCACACUUGUUGUGGUUCUCGGUAAUGACGGCAACGCGGAAGGCGAGCUUUACCUUGACGACGGCGAGUCUUAUGAGUACGAGCAAGGUGCAUACAUCCAUCGCCGCUUCACAUACACUGGCUCCACGUCGUCGCUGGCAUCUGAGGAUCUCAGCACUAAGGGCAAGAAGACGGCGCAGUACCUUCAGCAGAUGAAGAAUGUCAGAGUAGAGAAGAUUGUGAUUGUGAAUGCGCCGUCGUCGUGGAAGAGCAAGACUGAGGUCGAGGUAUCGGAGGAGGGAGUUAGCAGUAGCGGUGAGAGCAAGAAGGGCGGAUUCUCAUUUAUCAGUGGGGAAUCGGGCAAGGCAGAUUGGGCAGUUGUUAGGAACCCGGGCGUCAGCAUUGGCGGAGGGUGGAAGAUCAACUUUGCGUAA
Aureobasidium melanogenum CBS 110374 is the source of this 2958-nucleotide messenger RNA. Its product is annotated as putative alpha glucosidase II, alpha subunit. Gene Ontology annotation, cellular component: glucosidase II complex. The coding region runs from base 1 to 2958 and encodes 985 amino acids. The record is from RefSeq and is a predicted model, not a curated record. The transcript has 3 exons. Gene Ontology annotation, biological process: carbohydrate metabolic process; N-glycan processing. Gene Ontology annotation, molecular function: carbohydrate binding; alpha-glucosidase activity. Lineage: Eukaryota; Fungi; Ascomycota; Dothideomycetes; Dothideales; Saccotheciaceae.